AUGGAGGGGAAUCACAGUGGCUCUGCUGGAAGCACGCAGCCGUCUGUGUCGGGGGGACACACAGAUGGACACAUUUACGAGGUUGCCGUGCAGAACAGCUCCACCAACCGCAGCUCCCAGUUUGCAGAUGUGGCUCUGCUGCAGACCUUCAAGCCUCUCAUCAUCCCCUGUUACGUGCUCGUUGUGGUGGUUGGCGUCUUUGGGAAUUACCUUCUGCUCUACGUCAUCUGCCGGACCCGCAAGAUGCACAAUGUGACCAACUUCUUCAUUGGAAACCUGGCCUUCUCUGACAUGCUCAUGUGUGUGACCUGCGUCCCUUUCACUCUCGCCUACGCCUUCAACCCACAUGGCUGGGCUUUCGGCCGCCCCAUGUGCUACCUGGUGUUCCUCAUCCAACCAGUCACAGUCUAUGUUUCAGUUUUUACACUCACUGCUAUUGCUGUGGACAGAUAUUACGCAACAGUUCAUCCCCUGAAGAAGCGUACCUCUGUGUCUACGUGUGCCUCCGUCCUCACCGGCAUAUGGCUGCUGUCCUGCGGCCUGGUGGCUCCAGCCGUCACCCACACCUACCAUGUAGAGUUCAAAGAGGAAGGCUUCACCAUCUGUGAGGAAUUCUGGCUGGAUCAAGAGAAAGAAAGACGUGCUUAUGCAUACAGCACCCUGCUGGUCACGUAUGUCCUGCCGCUGUCGGCUGUCUUUGUGUCUUAUCUCUGUAUUACUGUCAAACUGAGGAAGUGUGUUGCACCAGGCCACAGGACACAAGGCCAGACGGGUGCUCAACAAGCUCGCAAGAGAAAGAUCUUUCGCCUGGUUGCUCUUCUGGUGUCUGCCUUUGCAGUGUGUUGGCUUCCAAUUCAUGUAUUCAAUGUGCUGCGAGACAUAGACAUUCACCUCAUUAACAAGCGCUACUUUUUACUCAUUCAACUGCUGUGCCACCUGUGUGCCAUGAGCUCCUCCUGCUGUAACCCUUUCCUCUAUGCCUGGCUACACGACCGAUUCCGCACAGAGUUACGCAAAAUGUUCAAGUGUCGUCAUCGCAUUGGAGUGCCUGCUAAUCACUGUGCUGCCAGUGUGGUCUUGUAAUUACCUGGUGAAGAUCAUCCUUUGUGAUUGUGUAAGUUGCAGAUUCGCCUUGAGUGCAAAUUGAACCACUGGUGUGUCAGACGAAAGGAGUUCAUUUUCGGCUCACUUGUCAAAUCCUUUUCAUGGAAAUUCAGAUUAUUCAUUAGCUAAAAGAUGUUCCAUUGGCCAGGGGUGGCUCCUGGGAAGAGGUCAAUCUGUGGGGAAUCAAAAAGAGUAAUUU
Centropristis striata (black sea bass) is the source of this 1303-nucleotide messenger RNA. Its product is annotated as prolactin-releasing peptide receptor-like. Gene Ontology annotation, cellular component: plasma membrane; neuron projection. Gene Ontology annotation, biological process: G protein-coupled receptor signaling pathway. NCBI's taxonomy places the organism in Eukaryota, Metazoa, Chordata, Actinopteri, Perciformes, Serranidae. The transcript is spliced from 2 exons. Bases 1 to 1083 code for a protein of 360 amino acids. Gene Ontology annotation, molecular function: neuropeptide Y receptor activity; neuropeptide binding. The record is from RefSeq and is a predicted model, not a curated record.